AUGAAAGAUUUUCCAUUAAAUGAGCUUGUGUCAGCGACAGAUCUAGAUUCCAUCAAGGUAGCCUUAGGCAAUGUCUUUGGGCAUAUGAAAAAGAUCAGAGCAACAAAAUAUCCCAUUCAACGAGCCUUAAGGUUCAUUGAAGCUAUUUCGCGUGACAUGAAUGCGCAAAUUUUGAAGGUUAGAAUCUUUGGAUUUGACUGA
Strongylus vulgaris is the source of this 201-nucleotide messenger RNA. The record is from the annotation of a GenBank genome assembly. NCBI's taxonomy places the organism in Eukaryota, Metazoa, Nematoda, Chromadorea, Rhabditida, Strongylidae.